Acanthocheilonema viteae is the source of this 1002-nucleotide messenger RNA. Lineage: Eukaryota; Metazoa; Nematoda; Chromadorea; Rhabditida; Onchocercidae. The record is from the annotation of a GenBank genome assembly.
AUGUUUGGUUCUUGGACAUACUCUCAAGAUUUGUUGGAUCUCGAAUUAUUAGGCGGUGAGCCGCAUUAUGAGCUUGAAACGAGUGCAAACGGUGAAGUGGAUAAUAUCACCAUUGUUGAAGAUGGAAUUGAUCUUUCGGAUUAUUAUCCAUCGGUAGAGUGGGAUAUUAUAUCACGAGUGGCAAAAAGAAGAACUAAAAAUUAUUCUAGCUGUUGUCCGGAUGAAGCUUAUACUGACAUUAUGUAUUAUUUGGAAUUACGUCGGAAACCGUUGUUUUAUACAGUAAAUUUGGUUUUUCCAUGUGUUGGCAUAUCAUUUCUAACCAUUCUCGUUUUCUAUUUACCAUCGCAUAGCGGUGAAAAAGUUACCCUUUGUAUAUCAAUUCUGGUUACCUUAACUGUCUUCUAUUUACUGUUGACGGAAAUUAUCCCUGCUACCAGUAUUAGUUUACCAUUAAUUGGUAAAUAUUUAUUAUUUACUAUGAUUAUGGUUACACUCAGCGUAAUAGUCACUGUCAUAUCCCUGAAUUUGCAUUUCCGAAAGCCUACGACACAUCAAAUGCCUGAAUGGGUAAAAUGGAUUUUUCUUAAGACAUUACCCAAAAUGUUAUUUAUGAGACGGCCAAUAAAUGAUGCAGACGAUCUGUUUUGUAAAGGUGAACGGAUAACGAUAAACUACCAUGAACAUAUAGUAAAUGGAGAUGGUGAAACUUUAAUUCGGACUGAACCGGAUGAGAGGAUUCGGAAGUUAUACCAUUCACCGCAUGUGAUAAAAGCAUUUGAAAAUAUCUGCUUUAUUGCGGAAUUGCUCAAGAAAAAAGACAAAGAUGCUAAAGUGGACGAAGAUUGGAAUUACGUUGCAAUGGUACUGGACCGAUUGUUUUUGUUACUUUUUUCAAUUGCAUGCUUUUCAGGAACCAUUACAAUUCUUCUUCAGGCACCAACACUCUAUGACACUCGACAACCAAUCGAUUUACAAUAUCGACCCACAAAUAUUACUUAA